CAGACAGUGGAGCGACAGGUCUGGCCCUCAAGGCGGGCGGGCACAGGUCUCAGCCCCCAACGAAGGCGGAACAGCGGGCACCGAGUCACCAGGCACGACAGUGGGCACCGAGUCGUCUGGCAAGACUGCGGGCACCGAGUCAACUGGCGGAACAGCGGGCAUCGAGUCAACUGGCGGAACUGCGGGCACCGAGUCGUCUGGCAAGACUGCGGGCACCGAGUCGUCUGGCAAGACUGCGGGCACCGAGUCGUCUGGCAAGACUGCGGGCACCGAGUCCCUGGCGGAACAGCAGGCUUCGAGUCGUCUGGCAAGACUGCGGGCACCGAGUCGUCUGGCAAGACUGCGGGCACCGAGUCGUCUGCGGAACAGCGGGCAAACUGGCAAGACUGCAGGCACCGAGUCGUCUGGCAAGACUGCGGGCACCGAGUCGACUGGCGGAACAGCGGCACCGAGUCGUCUGGCAAGACAGUGGGCUCCGAGUCAACAGGCACGACAGUGGGCACCGGGUCAUCAGGUAUCGGAUUGUCUGGCUCGACAGCGGGCAUCGGGUCACCAGGCAUCAGGUCAUUUGGCUUGCCAGCGGGCACCGCGUCACAUCUGGCAAGGCAGUGGGCACCGGGUCACCAGGUA
Molecule: messenger RNA, 630 nt
Organism: Staurois parvus
Lineage: Eukaryota; Metazoa; Chordata; Amphibia; Anura; Ranidae
Source: the annotation of a GenBank genome assembly